Molecule: messenger RNA, 1604 nt
Organism: Alligator mississippiensis (American alligator)
Lineage: Eukaryota; Metazoa; Chordata; Crocodylia; Alligatoridae
Gene: PEX11G
Product: peroxisomal biogenesis factor 11 gamma
Exons: 6
Coding region: 41-754 (237 amino acids)
Biological process (GO): peroxisome fission
Cellular component (GO): peroxisomal membrane
Source: RefSeq, a predicted model, not a curated record
GGCGCCACGUGACGGCGGGCGCGGACCCGGAAGCGUUGCCAUGGCGGCCCCGCUGUGCGGCCUAGUGUCGGCGCUGGAGACCUGCCGCGGCCGCGACCGCCUGAUGCGCACUCUGUGCUACGGCUGCCAGCUGGUGGGGGGCGCCGUGGCCGCGGCCCGGCAGGGCCCCGCGGAGCCCCCCCUGGCCCAGAGCCUGCUGGCGGCGUCGGCCCAGCUCAGCCAGUGCCGCACGGUGCUGCGCCUCUUCGACGGCCCCGCCAUGCUCAGCCACACCCGCCACUACGGCCUGGGCCCCACGGAGGAGGACGCGGUGGUGCGCUGGCUCUCGGUGCUGGGCAACGUGGCCGACCAGCUCUACUACCCCUGCGAGCACGUGGCCUGGGCGGCCGACGCCGGCGUGCUGCGCGCCCGCUCGCGGCGCUGGUGGGCGCUGAGCACGGCGCUGUGGGGGCUCUCGCUGCUGCUGGGCAUCCUGCGGUCUCUGAGAAUCUUGUCUCGGCUGAGAAGAAGGAUGCGAGCGCGCACUGGCGAGUCCCCACAGGAGAGGCUGAAGAGAAUGAAAGCCCAGAUGAAGUCUGAAGUCUUGAGCAUCCUCAGCAGCAUGGCGGACCUCUCCAAUGCCAUCCACUGGCUGCCACCAGGAUUUCUCUGGGCCGGACGGUUUCCUCCAUGGCUAGUAGGUCUUAUGGGGACCAUAUCAUCCCUCGUUGGUGUCUACCAGACAUAUGUAGGGGAAAACGCUGGGACUGUGUGAACCAUACGUUCAGGUGCAGGAGCCCAAGGUGUCUAUGGUAAAGCAUAGAAAGAAGCAUAGGACUGAUGUGCCUGCUGCAAAGGCAAAUGGCGGGGGGAAUAGUACGAGGACGGCCUGGCUCAGGGUUUUCAGAGACAGAAAAAGGACUUCCCACUUCCCGCCUGCGGCUGCUGGAAGGCAAGGGCCCGUCUGCGUCCUCUUGGCGCAGAAACCUGGGGCUGGGGGAGCGGGUCUGACAGCAACACACCAACCUGCAGCUUCCCGCCCCGCUGCCCCCCGGCACGAGCUGGAGCUUGUGCAGUGCUGCGACAGAGCAGCCCCUGCCCCGCUGCUUCCAGCUGCCAGGCCAGGCGCUGCCACAGCAAGAGGCACCUGACGCGAAGGGGUUGACUUGUCUGCCUUCGCUCCGUGGAAGUCUCGUUUCUUUGAUCUUUAAGCCUCAAACCAGAGCUCCUGCCUGAAGAGACGGAUGUUCAAAGGCUGGUGUUGGUGGCUCUCUCACACUUGGGCUACAGGUGGGACGGUGAGGAGCUAAUGAUCACUGACCCGUCCUGGGUGGGUUUUGGGAAGCUCGCCCUUUAGUGUGUGUGGCUUCUCUGAGCAGACAAGUUCACAGCAGAGAUCUCGUGGUUUGCUCAGAACAAGCAAAACGGCGUGGUACCUUCAGGUGAUGCUCAUCAUGGCGUGGCCGUCUCCGGCCCCUGCUCUCAUCAGAACCUAGUUGCUUUUUAAAAAGGAAUCAAAUGCAUUUUAAUGUCGAGGGGACCAAUCCUGGACUGCCGAAACCAGUCGUACAACAGCCAGUUUAACUGUUCCUCUGGCUGUGCCAAAUAAAGAGCUGACCACUUCA